Messenger RNA from Leguminivora glycinivorella, 547 nucleotides. RefSeq lists its product as uncharacterized. Bases 65 to 547 code for a protein of 160 amino acids. NCBI's taxonomy places the organism in Eukaryota, Metazoa, Arthropoda, Insecta, Lepidoptera, Tortricidae. The transcript has 3 exons. The record is from RefSeq and is a predicted model, not a curated record.
ACGCCACCUUAGCGUUUCUGCAGCUGUAGGAAAAUAUCGAACUAAAAUAAUAAGUUGUGGAAACAUGGAACACACAAAGCAUGCGUGCAUGCUGCCUAAACCUGCGGGUUAUGGCGACGAAGUACACCCAACGGCACACUGGUGGGAACAAAUCAGAAUCCGUAUGCGUAACACGCUGUUGCCUUGCGACUGGCACUACGGCACCCUCGUGUUCCUGAGAAGCCGCAAGGCCCUCGAGAUGGAGCGGCAGCGACAGAUCGCCUCAGGGUAUUGGUACAUCUGGCACCCGUACAGUCCGGCUAAAUUCUACUUCGAGUGUUUUCUGUGGGUGGUCAACGUUUUCACCGAGUUUUAUGUGCCGUUGGAGGUAUUUGCUGACUGUAAGAACUCAAUCACUUUGUUUAUUUUUAGGGUUCCGUGCCUCGAAAAGAACAAACGGAACCCUAAUAGGAUAACUUUGUUGGCCGUCAAGAGUCUUGGUCUUGACUCAAGACCCUUUUUCUCAGGAACGCGUGAAGGUAUCAAGCUGGAAGUUAUAUCAAACUAG